Rotaria sp. Silwood1 is the source of this 1101-nucleotide messenger RNA. Lineage: Eukaryota; Metazoa; Rotifera; Eurotatoria; Philodinida; Philodinidae. The record is from the annotation of a GenBank genome assembly.
AUGCCAUCAACUACUGCUGCCGUUCUUGAAUUUCAUCAAAAACUUCCAUGCUAUGCUCCAACUCGCCUCGUGGAAGCUCCACUUGCCGCUAAGCGUCUAGGCGUUCGUCAUAUCUGGGUAAAAGAUGAGUCAAGUCGGUUCGGAUUACCAGCUUACAAAAUUCUUGGAGCAUCCUGGGCCACAUAUCGCGAGUUGGAAACUCGUUUCGGUCCUUUUCAGCCAUGGUCUAGUCUUGAUGAAUUGAAAGAGCAAUUAAAGGAUUUGGAUAUCACUCUAAUCACCGCUACUGACGGAAAUCAUGGUCGAGCUGUCGCGUGCAUGGCUCGAUGGCUCGGAUUCAAGGCACAUGUGUUUGUUCCAGAUGAUAUGGUACAUGCUCGGAGAGAAGCGAUUAAGAGCGAAGGAGCACAUAUCGAAAUCGUCCAUGGAACGUAUGAUGAUGCUGUAGCUAAAUUAGCUCAAAUUUCGGGAGACAAGUAUCUAGUCAUCAGCGAUACAGCAUGGGAAGGCUACGAGCGAGUGCCUACUUGGAUUGUCGAAGGAUAUGGAACGAUAUUUCAAGAAAUCGAUGAACAACUUAGAAUACUCGGAGCAGAACAGCCACAUUUGGUAGCGGUACAAAUGGGUGUCGGUUCUCUUGCUGCCUCUGUUGUUCGUCACUAUCGUUCGCCUAACCGUACAACACACAUUGUCGGCGUGGAGCCAACACAUGCUGCGUGUGUACUACGUUCAUUAGAAGCAGGUGAACUUAAAGAAGUCCCAGGUCCACAUACAUCAAUAAUGGCUGGUCUCAAUUGUGGAAAGCCAUCUCCCCUUGCCUGGCCUCUUCUGCGCAAUGGUCUGAGUGGAUCAGUGGCCAUUGAAGAUAGUUUCGCAGAAGAAGCCAUGCGUCUACUCGCUCAAGAUGAAGUAAUAUCGGGAGAGUCUGGAGCGGCAGGCCUAGCUGGCCUUCUGGCUGUACUGACCGAGAAGAAUGAGACAGAUAUGAUACCUCAAAAAUUCGGCAUCGAUCACAAUAGUAGCGUUUUGAUCAUAUCAACCGAAGGUGCAACGGAUCCACAAGCGUAUCUUCGAAUUGUUGGUCGUAUACCUAAGACAUGA